UUGUAAAAGUAAUAAUUGUUUCUCAUUUCCUCUUUUACAGCUGGACUCAGAUCUAGUUUUUGAUAAUUUAGAAGAUCCUAAGACCUUUAGUCAAGACAAUAGUCAUAGUGUAGUUAGAAGAAAUGCGAACAGAAUAGAUUCUAGUCAAGAAAGCGAAGACGACGGAUGGUUUUCAAGUGCCUUCAGACGAGUAAAACGGGGUUGGUUUGAUGAUUGGAUAUCAACUACCACAGAAAAAUCGGAUGUUGAUUCUACAGAUGUCACCACUGGCGAUCAGGUCAUAGAAUCCACCGAUGCUGCUGAAUUUGCAAACAAUGUAAGAAAUCAAACUAAAUCACCUACAGAAGCCCAGUUCAUAACCGACGAUGAAGAUUUGGAUGUAACAUCAGGAGAAGGUUCGGCGGUUCCACCUGCUUUUCAUCCAGGUGGUGAAAAGCCGCCACAAUCGGGAGAUAAACCUGUAUAUUACAGAGUGGCCUUAACUGUCUUCGAGCCCUUUAGGGAAGAAUUCAGAGACCACAGAGGAAGCUUGUAUACAACUCUUUCUGAUGAAAUAGCUCGAGCAAUAAACGAUGUUUACCGGGAUGUACCUGGUGAACAAAUGGCUCAAGGGGUUGUUAAUAUUGAACCACGACCAGCCGAUUCAUUUUCAAGCAAACUGUUUGUGGAUAUUGCCUCAGUGGGAAAUAAUGAUCACAAUGCAGUUAAAAACCAUUUAUACGACUACAUACAAAACUACCACAAACUUGGAAAUUACAGGGUGUCUACCGAUGACUUCAGCUUCAGACAGUUCGAAGGUAAGACUGCUCAUUUCGAAGAAGUAAAACAUCUAUACGGACGCUAUAGUAUACGAAAUCCUGUAUAUUAUGAAAAGGAUAUGCUGUUUUCAGUGUUUCAUUUGAUCGAGUUAUUUGUAAAAUAG
Agrilus planipennis (emerald ash borer) is the source of this 922-nucleotide messenger RNA. RefSeq lists its product as uncharacterized. NCBI's taxonomy places the organism in Eukaryota, Metazoa, Arthropoda, Insecta, Coleoptera, Buprestidae. The transcript has 5 exons. The annotation marks the transcript as partial. The record is from RefSeq and is a predicted model, not a curated record.